ACUCCGCAGGACGCGUCACCGAAAUCGUAUACCGAAAUCAAAAAACCCAGUCUCAUCACCUGUCUCCAAACAGAAUCAAGCAGCAAGAUGCCCUUCGUGAACCCAGACUACAAGGGAAACUCAACCGUCAGCGCGGGUGAAAUCGAGACAGACAUCAUCCUGACGGCAGAACCGCACACCGAUUUAUACCGUCGCCCUGGGAAAAUCUUCGAUAAUGCCCCUCGGGGCUUGAUCCCAGCCACGGGCGACUUCAAGUUCCAGGCGGGCUUCACCGCCACGUAUGAGGAGGAGUACCAGCAAGCGGGGCUGUGUCUGUAUAACGGCCCUGAGGAGUGGAUUAAAGCCGGCGUGGAGAGAUACGAUGGUAAACCACGCACCUCCGUCGUGGUCAACCGGAAAGGAGGAUGGUCGGAUUGGUCCGUCUCGGAACUCGUAUCGAAAUAUACUGUUGGUCUGGACGUCGACAGCCCGUCGCUCGUGAGGAUUGUGAUGAGAUUCGUGAAGACAGGCGAGACCAUUCAGGUGGAGUUGCUACAUGGUGUAACCGGGAAGUGGGAGCUGGUUCGGAAGACGUAUGGAUGGGAUGCGGAGGUUAUGAAUGUCGGCUUAAUGGCCGCUUCCCCCGGAGACUUGGGUCUCACGGUCAAAUUCCAAUUUUCGACGUUGGACCCAGCGCUUGCUCGGGUGGUUGAUCCGGGCAUGAAUGUUGGACGCCAAGCCGGUAGCGAGCGCACACAGGACCAUAGACAACCGUCCGCCCUUGUUUUCCAUGUAGUUGACCUUGUUGAGGAAGAAUUAGGGAACGAAGCCGAGGACGGAGAAGAAGAUCAUAGUGGGCCAUAAGUUGGGGCGGGCUGGAAGAAGAUGCAGACGGUGACGGCCAUUAUGGAUAGAAGACGAAGAACCAGUAUUGGUUGCGAGAUCCAUUAGCAUAGCUCCGCUAGAAGAUGGCGUAUGGGAAAUCUUUAUAGAACAUAUUGGCGGUACAUUGGAAACUUUGCUCACGUGGAG
Messenger RNA from Fimicolochytrium jonesii, 1011 nucleotides. RefSeq lists its product as uncharacterized. The transcript has a single exon. Lineage: Eukaryota; Fungi; Chytridiomycota; Chytridiomycetes; Spizellomycetales; Powellomycetaceae. Bases 88 to 843 code for a protein of 251 amino acids. The record is from RefSeq and is a predicted model, not a curated record.